UUUGGACCCGAGGAGCCGGUGAGUUUCCCCGCUGCUCGGUGCUCGGUGUCGGCCCGGCAGAGGAGCUGCUGGGCGGCGGUUAGUCGGAGCGGAGCAGCUGGAAAGUUGUUGGCAGUUUGGAGGAAAAUGGAGGCGCUUCUCGUCCCCGCGGAGGUGAAGAGCUGAACUCAACAUGGCCUCUCAGACGGUGUUCUCGGUGGGGAUGUAUCCUGUCGGUGUGUCUGUGAUGGAAGACGUACAGGGUGACAUGCCUGGAAACACACUCCCCGCCCCCCAGCUGGUGAUGCUGGCCAACGUGGCGGCAGUUACAGCAGCAGAGGGCGGUGGCGGAGACGGCAGCGCUGCAGACGAGAAGGAGAUGAUGGAGCUGAAGACUGUGGGAUGCACCUACUCGGACAGCGAGGAGGAAAACAUCAUCAGGUACAGCUAUGAUAACCAGAACCACAGAGAGGUGUGUAUCAUCGAGUAUCCUGAGUCGCCCGGCCCGCCCAUCCAGGCCGUGAUCGUAGGGAACCACCUGCAGGAGGAAGAAGAGUGCAAUGGGACAGGUCUUGAGCUCUGUCUCCAGCCCUGCCCCCCAGCCGCCACCAAAACACCUGUGGAGGAGGUCCAACGCAAACACGCCCCUGCCCCCGCCGCCGUGCUGGAGAGCUCCAAGAAGAAGAAACCCUUCUACUGUAAGCCAUGUCAAUUCCAGGCUCAGAACGAGCAGGAGUUUGUUGAACACCUCGGCACUCAUGGCGUCAGUAAAAUGAUGGUGGUGCACCGGGUGGAGGCCAGGAGCAGGACCAGGGCCAAGGAGGCUGAGACAACCGAGUCCCAGACACCGUCAGGUGGGGAGGCGGAGAAUGGUGGGGACGCAGGCACAGCAGUGGCAACGGGUGACAUCAAAGGGCUGAUAAGGUGUGAACGGUGCGGCUACAACACCAACAGAUACGACCAUUACAUCGCUCACCUGAAGCACCACAGCAGGGAGGGCAGCGACCACAGGGUGUUUAAGUGCACUCUGUGUCCGUACACCACCGUCAGUCAGUACCACUGGAGGAAACACCUGAGGAAUCACUUCCCCAGCAAACUGCACACCUGCAACGAGUGCUCCUACUUCUCCGACCGCAAGAGCAACUACAUCCAACACAUCAGGACACACACAGGUGUCCGUCCUUUCCAGUGUCCGUACUGUGACUACUCCAGCUCUCAGAAGACCCACCUGACCCGACACAUGAGAACUCACUCAGGUGAGCGUCCCUUCAAGUGUGAGAGUUGUAACUACCUGGCAGCCAAUCAGCAUGAGGUGACCCGCCACGCCCGGCAGGUCCACAAUGGCCCCAAACCUCUGUCCUGCCCCUACUGCGAGUACAAGACUGCCGACCGCAGCAACUUCAAGAAGCAUGUCGAACUCCACCUCAAUCCUCGCCAGUUUCUCUGCCCUCUCUGCAAGUACGCCGCCUCCAAGAAAUGCAACCUGCAGUACCACCUCAAGUCCAGGCACGCCGGCUGCAACGUCCCCGUGGACAUCUCCAAGGUCAAACUGCGCAUCAAGAAGCCCGGUCUCGAUGGCACAGAGGAAAACGCAGACCCCAAGGCAACCAAGUUUGACAACUCAUCCAGUAUGGAGGAGGAAUUUGACAUGGACGAGGACGCCGCAGACGAGGAUGAGGGUGCGAACUCAAGUCCCAUCAAUCUGUCAAUCAGAGAGAGCAGCCAGCCUGAUGCUGCCCAACCAGUGCAGAGUGAAGCACCUGACAAGACGCAGAAGAAAUCCACCGUCACUGCAGAGAAAGAGAAAGUACAAAAAACAAAGGAGAAGGCAGAGCCAGAGAAAAAGGUCACAAGCAGGCAGAGGAGGAGCGAGAAGGUCAAUGAGAGUCCUCCAGAGAAGGAGCCAACAACAGUCGCUGUAAACACAGACAACAAGAUGAAGAGACGAGUCAGGAAACUGCCAGCAGAAAAAACAGCCCAGAACCAGGAGGCAGUGACGAACUCAGAAAAAUCCCAAACGGGGACAGAAAAGUCUGAUCAGAGACCUGAGGAGAGAGUCGUGAGACAGGAAGUGGAGAAAGUAGGAGAAAAGUUGAAGGUUGACAAGGAGAAAGAAGAUCAGAAGAAUGAAGGUAGUGUGAAGGAGAACAAAAGCCUCAACAAGCCAAAGAGGUCCCCGUCAAAGAAAUCUGAGAAAACAACGGAACAUGUCAAAGAUGCUCCGCAGAAGGUGGACAGUCCCGAGAAGACUCAGAAGGAGAAGGUGGUCAGAGAAAAGCCUGCGAAGAGGAAAGCUGUGGAGGCUCUCGAUCUGUCCAAAAAGUCCUCAUCUGAGACUCCGCCCAAAGCCAGACGGCUGAAAUCCAGUGCUGCUGAGAAGCUGCAGGAGAAGCCUGUUGUAGAAGACACGAAGAAGACUAAUGAAGCCCCUCCUACUCCACAGAGGUCCAACAGGACGACUCCAGUGAGGCAGAAGAAGAACAGGAGCACCAGUAAGAAAGCUUCAGGCCUUCAGCAGACUGUGGAACCUGAGAAAGACGAGCAGACUUCAGUUGUCUGUCCGACCACAGACGCUCUGGAAGCAUCCGCUCAGCCAGACACCGCGACACCAACCACGCCAUCUGACGACCACCCGACAGGAAACAGCUUUGCACCGAGCAAAGCCUCUGCUGAUGAAACCACUCAAACAGACAAGACUUUGGACAAACCCUCAGAGAAGAUGGAGGUUUCACCCUCCUGCAGCUCAGGUGAGGAAACGCCCUCUCCAGCCGCAGACCGCCCCGCUCCGACGUUCCUCAAACCGACAUCACCGCCGCCUCUGGUGCUCCCAGGCCAGCGAAGCAAACCUGCUGAUCCAGAGGACGACGAGGGCAUCCACAGCAGCCACGAAGGAGGAAGUGACAUCAGCGACAGCGCCUCUGAGGGCAGCGAUGACUCUGGCCUCAAUGGCAACGGCGCUGGCUCGGGUAAGAUGGCCAAUGACCCCGAAACACCCACCGACGAGAUCCCAACACCGACAGAGCUGAAGAGUCACCUGUGCAUCUUCUGCGACCGUACGUUCCCUCUGGAGGUGGAAUACCGGCGCCACCUGAACCGCCACCUCGUCAACGUCUAUUACAUGGACAACAUUGCCAAAGCACAUAAGUGAGAAUCUGUAUCUAUGGCAACAGGCGUAGACGUGUCAUCAUUUGAAACUUUGGAUUCUGGUGCUCUGAAACAAAACUGAGCGGACAGGAAACACCAGUUUGUCCCAGUUAGCUGGACGUUAUUAACCCUUUGUCACAUGGUUAUAAAUAUUAACACACAGACUGCUCAUAUAAACUGACUGUAUGUCUGGUGGGAGGAGUCUACGCACCCGCGCUCUGUUUAACAUGGUCAACCCUCCUCUGAUGACUCGUCUCCGCCGUCUGUUAUCGUGCUCUGUUCACAUCAGUUUGAUCUUUUAUCUCAGAGUCUCGAUUUGCUCCUGAUCCACCGCCACGCCAAACGUAGUGCAGAACCAGCUGUAGAGAACGUCACAUUGUGUUAAAGAUUUUGGAUGGCGCCAUUUUGUGAGGAGCGAGCUUUGUUACCUGUGCCUGAUCCAAACUGGUGAGAACAUGGGCUGGUUCACUAUAGCACCGACGUUCCACGAGUCCUGAACAGAACCAGUUAAAGAACCAGAGCGUGUUUAGAGAAGGAGUACAUGUUCAGAUAUCACCAGAUGUGGUUCACAGAUCCACAACGUUCUUCAGCAUCGUCGAACUACAGUUAGGGAAUAUUCUCGUGAGUUCUAUUUUACAUUUAAAAACUGUCUGUCGUCACGCUGCCACCUGGUGUCCAUCCAGAGAACGGUUCGCACAGAGGCCUCAGGUCGGUGCAGGGUCAUGUCGGGGGAUUGGAGCCCUGUGUACCGCCUGACAGACAUUAGAGCUCAGAGAGGAGUCACUAAAUGUAAAGAUGAACUUUGUUUCUGCACACAUUGUAUUUGUUUAAGUUUAGGGACUGUUCUGUAUUUGUCAGAAGAGACUGCAGUGUGACCCUCCCUGAAGCUGCCUCCACCAUGAGUUAAAAAGGAGUAAAAAAAAAAAAAAAAAGGCCUCAGUUUUUCACUCUUGUGUAAUUUUUUAUAUUUGGCCAAAUUUUAAAUGAGACGCAGCCUAACGGGAUUUUGAUUAACCGUCAAAAUUUUAAGAUCAGAUUUGGUUUGGUUAUUUUCAGACCAAAAAAAAAAUACAAUAAUAAUUUCUGUUUUAACGGCUUCUGGCUGAUAAAUGUUGGAAUUUUGGUGAUUUUUAAAGAAAACAUGCUUAUUUCUUUUAUUUUUAGAUUUUGAAAGGCAUGUUUUAUUUUUUCAUGUUUUCUUAUUGUUCUUUUUUUAUAUAUAUAUAUUUUCCAUAUUUUCUGUUUUGUUUUUGUUUUAUUUCUUUAUUUUUCUUUUUUAUCUUUAUUUGUCUUUAUUUUGAAAGACAUUUUUUUUGCAAGUUUUCUUUAAAAAUCAUAAAAAUAAAUCAAAAUACAGACAUGUAAAGCUGAUGCCCCUCCCAAGCCAAAAAUUAAAACAAGUCCAUCCCCAGUGUUUUUAUUAUUAUUAUUAUUAUUAUCAUUAUUAUUAUUUGAAAUUCUUUGACACGCCCCCUUUGUUUGCACCACUGCACCUUCACCUCAUAAAUAAAGAACAGUCCCUGAGGUGGAGGAUUCUCUUAAUGACAUCAUCAGAUCAUGUGUCAUCUGCAGCAGCUUCACUAGUUUCCAUCGUCUCUACAAAUGAGUUUGGAUCAUUUCAGAAAUCAGACUUUUGUGUUUCAGUGAUUGAUGUUGGGAUGACGGUUGCCAUGGUAACACCUGUCUGUUACACACCGCUGGGCUCGCUGUAAUAUUCUGUAUGUAGCUGAGUUUUGUUUCGAUGAUAAAGUGGAUUUUUCAUUUUUAUAAACAUGGAGUGCCUUUGACAAUCAACUCUGUACAGUCACUUUGAACUUUUCUUCUUCUUUGUAUUCUGUUUUUAGACGGAAGGUUCAAGUCUGAUUUUUUUCUCACCACAAACUGUUUUUCUUUAACUUGUGAAUAUUUGUCGUCUUUUUAUGAAACAGGGACACUGAACUAAACUGAGCUCUGAUUGGUGAAAGAAAAUCACACCGCUUAUUGUCGUAUAUCAGAGAUGAUUAUUAUAUGUUGUGUGUUCCACGUGUAGAAACACCCUGAGUCUGAACUUCACCUGAACCUGCUCUGAAGAGACGCUCCCCUGUAAAUAACUCAGUGCAAUAUUCCUUUAGUCGAGAAGCCAAAGUGAACGCAGAGCUCUUCUGUACAUGUUUAACUGCCUGUCGUCACUGAUCUCUGAUCUGUUUCUAACACGUGAGAGGAAAGUUUGAAAUGACAAACAAACAUUGUCAGUUCAGAUCCUGAUGAAGUUUAACGUGACGAGACUUCUUCAUUUGUAAAUGUUUUACUCUCAUCACAGUGACAUGUGGAGGCGGCCGCCCUCUGUCCUCUGUGUGUGAUAUCAAGCUGUAUAUUCAUGUUUCUGUAAACGGCCGUCACAUUAAAGGAUAAACUGGCGUUAA
This is a messenger RNA of Epinephelus fuscoguttatus (brown-marbled grouper), 5525 nucleotides long. RefSeq names its product RE1-silencing transcription factor (gene rest). NCBI's taxonomy places the organism in Eukaryota, Metazoa, Chordata, Actinopteri, Perciformes, Serranidae. Gene Ontology annotation, biological process: regulation of gene expression. The record is from RefSeq and is a predicted model, not a curated record. The transcript is spliced from 6 exons. Gene Ontology annotation, cellular component: nucleus. Bases 173 to 3127 code for a protein of 984 amino acids.